GUCACCGCAAAGAAGCAUCUGUUUCAGUAGAUUACCGCUGUCGGAUAGAUAGCUACAACUUGCCGGUGACUUUUGCAUGUUCAACACGAUAAAAUAUGUCACAAAGAGGAGUAAAGAGAAAGAUAAGUGGCGAAGACGAUGAAGAUGGGGAUUUAGAACCAGGCCAAAUGUUUGUAGAUGGUCAGACCAACAUAUCAAGAUCUGGCAGGGUUCGCAAGAAGUCAGCCAAACUGUUAGGGAUUGACUAUGCUGACCCAGAGGAAGUGGAAAAGGAAUUUACAAAACCAGGCAAAGGUAAAGGAAAGGCCCAAUCUCCAAGAAGUCCUAGAAGUGGUGACAGUAGUGCCUCAUCUGUGUCAGAAUUAGCAACUCAUGCAGAAAGCACCAGCCCCAGUAUGAUCAAACUGUUGCUGAAUAAAGCCAAUCCACCAUUAACAGCCCCAUCUAAGUCUCCAGUGUCUUCACUGCUCCCUGGCACAGGCUUUGACCCAAAUGCAAUUACGCCUAAAAGGUCUAAGGGUAAGAAGGCAAUCCCAGCAGAUGAAGAUGUAUUUGAUCCUCCAGGAGAAAAUCCCAAACAGGGCGAUGGUGACCUCAAACUCAAAAUCCAUCUGGGGUCUUCUCCUUCUGUACAGUCAGUUGGGGAACAAGACAGCAAAAGUUCAAAAAAGAAAAAUAAAAAGGAAAAGAUGCCUCCCCCUCUUCCUUUGGACUUUUCAUCAGAAAAUGAUAAUGUCACUAUCAAGGAGGGAGAUGGAUUGAAAUUAAAACUCAUUCUGUCUCCAAACAAAGAAAAACCAUCUGAUUUGGAACCAAAUUUUGAUUCACCAGAAACAGCGAAACAAGACAGUAAGAAAAGUUCUAAAAAGGGUAAACAGGCAAAGUCCAUGAAAGCUGAGCAGACUGCAUUGGAUUUUUCUCCUUCAGUGAGUGGUAGUGCUACAAAAAGUGCAAAGAAGGGCAAAAAAUCUAAAACCAAAAACAUUUCUGCCGAAACUCCAUCUUUUGCCAUGUUAGAGGAUUCAGUUUCUAGUGGUAAAACAGAAGGUGAAGAUGCAGAUAUAUCUCAUGAUAGCUCCACAGUUGUCUCCUAUGCCGACUUCAUGCAGUCCAUGCAAGAAGAGGAAGAAGAAAGAAAGCUAGAAAGGUCCAACAAAAAGAAGAAAAAGAAAGAAGGAGAAACAAACACAAAAACAUCUGCCAAAAAGAAGAAGGCAGGCCAGAAGCCCCCAGAACCCAACCUUGUAUCUGAAAGUGAAACCAGUAUGGAUACCUAUCCAGAAGUUCCUGAACCUAAAUCAUCCAAACGAAAGAAACAGAAGCAGCCAUCUAAAUUUGAUGACAGCAGUUUUACUCUAGAAGAUAGCAGGGAUGAAGUAGAUGAGAGUGAAAGUCACACAGAGGGAGAACUCAGUGAGACACAGGAUGAAGAUUGUAUAGAAGAAGAGUCUGACUCAGCAGAUGCUUUGAGUACAGAUGCUGAGGCUUCUAAUCAAGAAUUUGCAGUGCCUGCCCCUCCUGAUACUUCACUGUAUAUGAAACUGAAGAAGCCAGGAUUGGCAGAAAAGAAAAAGAAAAAAGGGAAAUCCAAAGAAAAGAAGGCUAGAAGAACCCGUGCUCCCACAGCAUAUACACUGUGGUGUAGUUCCUAUAGGCAGAAGAUUGUAGCACAGAAUCCAGGCAUAGACUUUGCCAACAUAAGCAAGAGACUUGGUGAGAUUUGGCAAGCUUUGCCUGAGAAGGAAAAGACAUCAUGGCGGAGAAAAGCUAAGAAACUUGCUAAUAAGGGUACAAGCCUUAUAAGUACAGGUAAACCAAUGCCCAAAGGAACACACUUGAUGAAAUCAUCCACAGCUGUGCGUCACGGAGGGUCCAGGCCCAAGGCAGCAGUUGCGUCAGCUGCAGCUGCCUCUCCCCCCAGCUUGUCAUCUGCCUCAGAUGCUCUUAGUCCAUAUAAGGUGACUGGAACAUCUCCAUUAGAUGCUGCAGCCCACCUGAAGCUGCUGGGAGAGUCUCUGAGUAUCAUAGGUACCAAGCUGCAUGAACAUAGGGGUCACAUAGCAGUGCAGGGUAGCCUGUCAGUUCUCCUAGACUCAAUGAUCUGUGCACUUGGACCAUUACUUUGUCUGACAGCCCAGUUACCAGAAACAAAUGGCAGCUCUCAUGAAACGCAAGUUAAAAUACUGGACAAUAUUGCUUACAUUAUGCCUGGACUUUGAAAAUAAAAUCAAACAAUUAACAACCCCUAUUGGGAAACUUUCUUUCUAUGAAGUGUUAAGCGUGAAGGUGUUCAUGACAAUAAAGCUGUGAAGUGAAGGGAAUUCACAUGUUACACUUAACCAUUGUUAGCUGCUGUGGUAUCAUGAUUUAUUUAUUAUUGGGUUAAAUUGCUACCCAUGAUCAGGCAACCAGCAAAGAGUUUUAAAGGUCAGUGAAUAUCUUGGUGGGUUUCUGGAGUAGAAAAGUGAAAAGUAUGAGAGAAGUCUCUUUUCCCAGUUGUUAUACCUUAAGAUAUUGUCAGAAUCGUGGUUCUGGGAUCCAUUGCCAAACCUGGAUAUUACAGUUUUAUGACUCUUACCUUACUAGUGCAUGGCUGGACGUAAGCAGGUUUGAUUCUGAAUGAUAAGUGGAUGAAUAUGAGGUCCAGUGGUCUGUUAGGCAACAACUUAAAUUCACGUAAUUAUGUUUAUGUGUACUAUGAUGAAGUGUUGUACAAUAAAGUGGAAUAAUUUUUACUUUA
Messenger RNA from Lingula anatina, 2740 nucleotides. RefSeq lists its product as uncharacterized. NCBI's taxonomy places the organism in Eukaryota, Metazoa, Brachiopoda, Lingulata, Lingulida, Lingulidae. The record is from RefSeq and is a predicted model, not a curated record.